Messenger RNA from Myxocyprinus asiaticus (Chinese sucker), 2530 nucleotides. RefSeq names its product solute carrier family 35 member F6 (gene slc35f6). The transcript is spliced from 6 exons. The record is from RefSeq and is a predicted model, not a curated record. Gene Ontology annotation, biological process: transmembrane transport. Gene Ontology annotation, molecular function: transmembrane transporter activity. Bases 134 to 1261 code for a protein of 375 amino acids. Gene Ontology annotation, cellular component: intracellular membrane-bounded organelle; membrane. NCBI's taxonomy places the organism in Eukaryota, Metazoa, Chordata, Actinopteri, Cypriniformes, Catostomidae.
UGAUUGGCAUACAGGCGAAUGAGAACGACCUGUCUUGUUCAGAUAAUUAACUGUAGUCAUCAUCAGUGAGAGAGACAAAACUCAGGACAUCUGGACUGUCUGAUGCUCGCGAUCACUCAGUCCCACACUCACCAUGGCUUGGACAAAAUAUCAGCUCUUUCUCGCCGGUCUGAUGCUCACCACAGGCUCUCUUAACACAUUAUCAGCGAAAUGGGCUGAUUUGUUCUCUGCACCCGGAUGUCAUGGCGCCCCAAAGCACAACUUCUCCCACCCCUUUGUACAGGCUGUGGGAAUGUUUUUGGGUGAGCUGUCCUGCCUGGUGGUGUUCUACAUACUCCUUUGUCAUGAUCGACGCAAACCUGAGCCCACCAUGGAUCCAGGCCAGAGUUUCAAUCCCUUUCUUUUCCUUCCCCCUGCGCUUUGUGACAUGAUCGGAACAUCCAUCAUGUAUGUUGCUCUGAACAUGACCAGCGCCUCCAGUUUCCAGAUGCUGCGAGGAGCUGUAAUCAUCUUCACUGGACUGCUGUCUGUAGCUUUCUUAGGACGACGACUGAAGCCCAGCCAGUGGGUUGGGAUCAUAGUUACUAUCUUUGGGCUGGUGGUGGUUGGACUGGCUGAUUUUGUGAGCCGCCAUGGAGAUGACACUCAUAAACUCAGUGAGGUUAUCACAGGGGACCUUUUGAUCAUCAUGGCACAGAUUAUUGUUGCAGUCCAGAUGGUCCUGGAGGAGAAGUUUGUUUACAAACACAAUGUGCAUCCUCUAAAAGCUGUUGGGACUGAGGGCCUUUUUGGAUUUGUCAUCCUAUCAAUCCUCCUCAUCCCGAUGUUCUACAUCUAUGUGGGCAGUUUUGCAGAUAACCCACGACAGGUCCUUGAGGACGCACUGGAUGCUUUCUGUCAAAUCGGCCACAAGCCUCUCAUCUUCCUGGCACUGCUGGGCAACACCGUUAGCAUCGCCUUCUUUAACUUUGCGGGCAUCAGCGUCACCAAGGAGAUAAGUGCCACCACUCGCAUGGUGCUUGACAGUCUGCGUACUUUAGUCAUCUGGGUUGUGAGUUUGGCACUGGGUUGGGAGGUAUUCCAUGGCCUACAGAUCCUGGGCUUCAUAAUCCUACUCGUGGGUACAGCGCUGUACAAUGGACUCCACAAGCCUUUGAUAGCCAAACUGCCCUGCUGCUCUGGAGAGCAGAGAGCAGAAGAGGGAGAUGCUCCCGAAAGAGAGAGACUGCUUGGCGAGGAAAAAGCAGCACAGGAGAGCUAAACUUAGACUUUGAACAAAAUGCUGCUAGCAAUGCCGUGCUCUUGUAUGUGUGGAGUGUUCAGGCAUUCGCUUUGUUUUAACAAUUAUUUCCAUUUUACGCACAGAACUGAAAUGAAUGAAUAGGUGAGUACCUGUAUGAAAAUAAGGAUUGAUUUGUAGUCGUAAUCUCUGUCAAAAUCAGAUAAGAGAUGGAGAUUGCGGCAAGGGAGCAUCACAUUUUAGUUUUGUUUUAAGAGUCUGAAACAACACUCAGCUGGGAGCCACACCCCUGACCUCAUCACUAAUUUGUUUUUUGUUUUUUUGCAAACUAUUUUUUUUUUCUCUCAUAACUGUAAAUAGUGCAGUAAUGCUUAGAUUUUAAAAUAGUUUUAUAUGCAAAGCAUUACUUUUAGGAAGGGAUGGAAUUUUUUUUUUUUUUAAAUAAUUGUAUUGAAACUCAAUAUUUUAACAAAUGUUUUUUAAUGCUGUUUUUAGAGGUUUCAGAUUCAAAGCAAUUAGCUUUUUGCCAAUGUAAUGUGCUGUUAGAGCACAUCUCCUCUUAUUUUACCAAUCAUUUUAAUUGAGUAAUAUUUUUAAUCAUCUGUGAAUCGGGUGCUAUGCACUGAUAAGAAAGUGCUGUUAAAUUUGGGAGAGCUGUAAUUGUACAUUUAGCUUUUGAGAACGUGAAAGUUAUAAUUGUGUGUCAUUAUAAAUAUUUUUUCUUUGCUACAAAGAAUCUUAAUCACAAAAAAAACAGCAUAAGAUUUUAAUUAGUUGGCCAUUUUUUUAUGUUUUGGCCAUUGAUGUUCUCUGAAUUUCAUUGAGGAAUCAUUUGACAAAUUUGUCCCCAUUUAUAAGUGUAUAAAUUCCUCUCACAUUCUCUUUAGAAACAUUUGUUUGUCGGUAUUAAGACUUGUUAUUGAUGUUAGCGAUUUGUGGGGAUUAAUUACAUGUAAUGCCUGUGUCACACAUCUUAUACAUGUGUAAGAAACACUUUGCCUGGUUCUGGCUGCACACAUUUUUUUUUUUCCCUCUUUAACUUUGAAUUAUUGACCUGUGUAAUACCACAAGGAAGAUAUGUGACCAAAAUAUUGAUACUGUUGCAAUUUUUUUUUUUUAUACUUUGAGCUUGACUUUACAUUUAUAUGUAUUUACAGUUCAGCACUACAAAACAAUACAUGUAAAACACCAUAGAAAUGAACUUACACUCUGUAUAGGCAGAACAUCCCAAUGCAAAGUCUGAAACAGACUCCGCAAUCAAUACGACUAAUUAAAAUAAUAUUUUGAGCA